CUUUCUAAAAGUUUUGCCGUCCGAAGAACAUGUUAUCAAACUAACAGAUUACCACCCGUACCACACGUAUUUCGACGAACGAAUGCGAUGUUCAAAGGGAGUACAAAUAACUGGUACAGUCGUAAAAGCUAUUAUUACCGAAAUAAUAGUAAAUUUUCGUCGCCGGUUAAUCGUACCAAAGUUUUUGGUAAAGGAAAUAACUUUGCGAGUAACGAACAUAAAAAUGACGGUAACGUCGAAACCGAACCGAACGACGACAAUAAUGUUCCGUUAGAAAAAGAUCAAAUCGUUCCGAAAAGAGCUUUGGAAUUUGUAUUAAACGACGUUUUGAUUUAUGAGGAAUCGAAAGAAUCCAACACGCCAGAUCCUUCGAAAGAACCAUUUAGUGAUACCGAUAAAAAUGUCGGCGGAAUCGACGAAGAAACCGCCUCGGAUGAUUUCGGAGUUGUAGACUUGGAUCUAUCUGAAGACAAACCGGAGGAAUUGCUGAAGCGAUUAACCGAGGACUCGAACGAAUCCACGAUGUACAAAACAGAAGAAGAAAAUUCCAAAUCUCGCAAACGAAAAUGCGGUUCUAGUGGAAGAUCGUCGUCGGAUACUGGGAUAUCGAAGAGGAGCCGUUACGAUGACGAUAAUAACGAAAAAGACACGAUUAAAGAUUUGAAUCACCGAUUUUAUCCCAGUUUACCAAAAAAUUAUACAAUCCCGAAGUUGGAGAAGGCGAAACGGGUUUUUUCAAAAGCGGAUUCGCCGUGCUACAAACCGAUACAAUCUUUUGCUAAAGAUAACGUCGCGAAGGCGAACAAAAUCGAAAUACCGAAAUUUGAUGGGGAGGAAAACGUGGAUAAGGCGAAAAAAAGUCGCAUAAAACAAAAGGAAACCAAAAAGAUAAAAUCUUCGGAAUCGCAAAAGAAGAAAAAUUGCAAAAACGAAAAUUCCAAAACGCGUAAACACGACAAAGAACCUAAUAAAAAUGUUUGUAAGAAAAAGAAGGAUUCCGUUGAAAAUGGGAAAGAAAAAAAUGAGAAAUCGCGCGAAAAUUGUCCGAAGAAAAACAAUAAAAAAACCGCGAUUAAAAAACACGAAAAUAAUAAAAAAUGUACCGAUAAAGACGAUAAUAAUCGAAAAAAUUCAAAAAUUGACCGAUACAAACCAAAAUUGAUGAGAUUAUUCAAUUCCGGAGACGUUUCUCAAGAUACCCAGAAAAAAAUCGGAAAAAAAUCGAUAAAUACUAGCGAAGAAAAUGACGGGCAAAUAAUUCCACCCGAACCGAUCGAAAAUGAAAAAUUCGAAAACGUAAGCAAGAAAUUGGAGGAAUUGUUCGGUACGUCGAGCGAUAAAACCGGAGAAAUCUCGAUGAUAAUCGAUAAAAAACAAAAGAAACUCAAAAAUAUCGAAAACCCCCCGAAACGAAGUGUGGAUUUGGAAAUAAGACAACCCGUGGAAAAGGAAAUCGAAGAAUGUUUGUCCCGUUGCGAGCAGUUGAUAAUUCGACCGCUCGAUUUUCAACAACUCGAACCUACCGCUACAAAUAUCGAUUAUUGCGAACCGGCUACGACGGCAUCGAUUAAACUCGAAGCGUCGACUAAAAUUUCGAAUGCGCAAAUCAUCGAUUUGACGAUCGACGAUUGCCGAGACGUCGAUCAAAACGAAAAUUGCGUAGGUCGAAUUGGUGACGACGCGCUACCAAAUUCGCAAUCGAGUGAUCGUAAUCGUGUUGUAAUAAUUGAUGAAUCGGAACCUACCCCGUCGCCCACUAAUUACAAUCAAUAUUUAACGAAUACGUUUUUAACUUUGGACGGAAACGGAUUUCAAUUGUUAUCGAAUCGAUGCUUAUCGAGUUCGUCGAAAUCGAAUGACGCAAUCGAUAAUCGAACUUUAUCGAAUGAUGAAACGGCGUUAUCCGAAUCGAAUGGGGGCCACGAUAAUCGAUUUUUAUCGGAAUCGUCGCGGUCGAGAGGGAAACUCGAUGAUCGAUUUUUAUCGAAUGGAGCUCAAUCGAGUUCGGUGGUAGCAUCGUCAUCGAGAGGCGUUAAAUAUGUCCGCGGUAAAGUAACGUCUUCGACAAACAGCUCCCGACAUAAAUCAUUUAACCAAACAUCAAUAGAACCGUCUCCGAUUGGUGUCGGAAGCAGUACCGUUGGACCGAUGUUACCGCCAUGGAAUGGUGUCCAAUUAGUGUCGUCGCCUUCGAAAGGGGCCGCUCAAAAUAAGUCUGCCCCAAUGAUUUCGCCAAUUUUAAAUGGUGGUUGUUUGAACCAAUCAUCGGUACCACCGACGAGACGUUUCCCUUGCAAGAAAUCGGGCGCCGAUACUUUGGUUCCGGACGAGGUUCGAUUGCCCUUUGGGGAAUCCCUGUAUGUUAAUGACACGCAAUAUUCGUCGUUUACGGGGGAUUUGCGUACGGUUGAUGUAACUAAUCGUCGACUUGUGGGGGUAGCGCCCAUGGAUAGUGCCAGAUCGGAUUCGACGGGAUCACUUGACGAAGGAAAUGAUAGAACGGCAUCAAAUACACUCGAACGCCCUCGACAUCCCAACGCGACCAUAAAUCAGAUUUCAUCGAAUAGAAGGGUGUCUCAACCUCGACCUCUGUCUAUUAUCACCCUUGAAGAUUGGCAGGAACACAUCGGGCAUUACAUUCGGUUUAUAGAGCAAUCGAUGCACUACGACAACCAAUAUUUAACUUGGUUAAAAUCGAAAAACUUCCCGUCCGACAUCUACACCAAAGAAUUCAAAAUGGUGGCAAAAAUUCAAGAAUUUCGUUUUUCUAAUUACGCCAAAAAUUUGAUGGUCAAACUCCAUUUUUCGAAUAUCAACAGCCACUUGACUGUCGUUCAUGUAGACGAAAUUUACAAUUUUUUACUCCGACAAGGUUUAAGGAUAUCCAUAGUGCGGAUGUACACGUUGUUGUGGAAACUGAUGGGAUUCUAUCCGUCUUUCUAUAACAAUCACGUAGCGUUGAAAAAUUUGUACACAUUUGUGCAGAAAUGCAUCGAGGCCAUCGUCGCCAAAUCUGCACAAUGUCAAGAUUAUAAAAAAGAAGAGUUCACGUCUCAGCAAAGAUCAACGCUACGUGAACAAAUAAUCAUGUUCAAUUCACUAGUGUUGAAUUCUCAAAAAAUUGUCCAUUAUCGUAAAUUGAAUCGUUGUGCAGAUCGAAGAAAUCAGUUUCCGUAUCAACAACCGUCGCCUAGUCAAACCUCCAACAAGACUGAUUCGCCCUCUAAUGCCAAAACGUGCGAUACGAGGCGGCCGUCCUUGGUUGGCGAUUUUGAAGCGUCCGAAGAUGGUUCCAACAAGGUGGACGAUCAUCCUGGUCAAUCGAAGGUGACUUCCGUACCAAGUACAUCCAAGUAUUCUCGUCCGAGUUGCCAAACUGGCAACAGAAAUAGAAAAAAACCGACUGAUGCUUCUAUUUCUAAUGAAAUUGCUCAAAUUAGUGUCCCAGUCGACGACGUUAUUGAUUUGACGUGGUUGAAAAACGUGCUAUCCUCCGAGCUCGAGGAAGCGAUCGAUUUCAUGAUCAUCAAGAAGGAAGAGGUCGAAAUUCAAGAGGAUUCAGUGUUGGUAGACGACAAUCACUUUACCUCGCUUCAAAUUAAUAAAUUCGUCCUCAGCGGAAGAUAUUGUAUAUGCAAUAAACCGGCUAUUUUAAUAUGUAGUUGCCGUAUGGCUAUGUAUUGUAGCAAUAAUUGUCAAAUAAUACAUUGGCCGGAACAUAAGAAAAUGUGCGUAUAUAAAAAGGGUUAAAAAUAUUUUUUUUCACGUUAUUAUCGUAUUUGGGGGGAAAAUAGUGCAAAAAUAUUUGUUCCGAAAGUUUUAUUUGACUUAUCGGUGACCCCCCCAAAUUUUAUGUUUAAUUAGAAAAGUUAACCACCGAAAUUUAUUUUUUCAAUAGUCUAGUGAUUGUUUGAAAAUAUUUUUGAGUUUUCUACCCUUGAUUUGAUGUACUCAAAAUUGACUUUGAAGUUAGUGAGGGUGGUUUGGACUUAACCAAUAUAUAAAAAUGGGGGGUGGAAGUGGAUGCGAAGGUAAUUUAACGAUUACUUUCAGUGUAUAAAAGUUAUCCUGUGAUUUAGGUAUAAGGAAAUUUCCAUACCGAUUUUCAUCGAUUAAUGGAUAUUAGACCCUCGUAUUUAACAAAAAAAAAAUUAGUCGACGUUGCCGGACUGUGUGUAGUAACGUCAAUUACCGUAAAAUCCUCGAAAUAAUAUUUUUUUCUCGAUAAAAACAAAUUUUUACACGAUUUCGAUUGCCCUCGUAUAAUUUCGAUACUGAGGUUUCAGAUUUUGUUUUUACUCCAAAAGGCUUGGGUUUAGUACAAUAUUCAUGAUUCAGCCAUGAAUUAGAUUUAAUUUAAAAAAUGUGAUAGUUUGAAUGUUUUGUGUAUUAUUUUGUACUUGUUGAUAUGAAAAAGAAGUUAUUAAAAUUAUUUGU
Diorhabda sublineata is the source of this 4437-nucleotide messenger RNA. RefSeq names its product homeobox protein 2-like. The coding region runs from base 88 to 3750 and encodes 1220 amino acids. The record is from RefSeq and is a predicted model, not a curated record. NCBI's taxonomy places the organism in Eukaryota, Metazoa, Arthropoda, Insecta, Coleoptera, Chrysomelidae. The transcript is spliced from 7 exons.